AUGAAGUUUGCAGCUCCUCAGCCAAUAAGGCAACCGUUGGAACAGAGAGACAAGUCCAAGCACUGCGCUUACCAUAGAGAUUAUGGGCAUAUGACCAAUGAUUGCAGAUCCCUCAGGCGAAAGGUGGAAAACAUGUUACUGAGGGGUGAAUUGGCAGAUUACCUUACAACAAAGGAGUACGUGAAGCCUCGGGAGACCAACCCUUGGAGUGUCGAUGGUAAUCAGGUGAAGGUCAUCCAUGCAAUACAUGGAAGAUCAGAAGAUGAUCAGGAGUCAGAUGAGGUUUAUAGAUCCCGACUGAGAAUAACCCAUAAGCUGAGGUUAUCCUCAGUAAACACUAUUGUCUCGAGAAGCAUCAACAUCAGGUUCGGCGAUGGAGAUUUAUCCAUAGUUCAACUUUCCCACGAAGAUCCGUUAGUCAUCAGUCUCUUGGUGGUGAAUUGUAUGAUUAAGAGGGUUCUGAUAGACCCAUGGAGUAGUGCCAACAUCAUCGCAAAGACGGUCUUUGAACAGCUAGAGAUCCCGUCAUUAUCAGUCCGGCCCACCUUCAGCCCGUUGAUGGGGUUCGAUGGUACAAAAGUUGAUCCCCUUGGGGUGAUUGAUUUAUCCGUAACUGCGGCAAAGAGGACUCUGAAGGAAAAUUUUGUCUUAACAGAGAUCCACCCUUCCUAUAAUCUUAUUAUGGGAAGAGGUUGGAUCCACCGAAUGAACGGAGUGUCGUCUACCCUUCACCAAGUGAUGCGAUGUUUGUCUCCAGACGGGAAAGAGGUCAUAGAUCUUAGGGGAGAUCAAGUAGCCGCCAAAGAAUACUACAUGUUAACGCAAAAUGAGGCAAAGAAGGCAGAGGAUGAGGCCGAAGCGAAAAAGCCUACCGAGGAAUCACUAGAAGCUGUCGAGGUAAUCCUCGGCGAUCCACGGAAAAUCACUUACAUGGGUUCUUCCCCCAUAGCCGAAGAAAAAGAAGCAUUAAUCAAAGUCAUUCGACGAAAUGCAGACGCAUUUGCUUAA
Cornus florida is the source of this 1008-nucleotide messenger RNA. RefSeq lists its product as uncharacterized. NCBI's taxonomy places the organism in Eukaryota, Viridiplantae, Streptophyta, Magnoliopsida, Cornales, Cornaceae. The record is from RefSeq and is a predicted model, not a curated record. The transcript is spliced from 2 exons. Bases 1 to 1008 code for a protein of 335 amino acids.